Messenger RNA from Theobroma umbraticum, 1521 nucleotides. Its product is annotated as glutamate NMDA receptor subunit epsilon-1, putative (DUF3598). NCBI's taxonomy places the organism in Eukaryota, Viridiplantae, Streptophyta, Magnoliopsida, Malvales, Malvaceae. The record is from RefSeq and is a predicted model, not a curated record. Gene Ontology annotation, biological process: chloroplast fission.
CAAAACCAAGCUCUCCACUGUCUCUCCUCUUCCUCCCAAUGGCUUCAAUCUGUUACUCUUCCAUUUCCGUUCUUUUCCCUCCCAAUUCAUCCAAUCCAAACAAAGCCUUCCCGUUCCCUCCAAAACUUCCCUACCCGAACCCUUUUCCCUCCCUUCGGACCUCCAAAAUCCGAGCCGCCAACUCCUCCUCGGUCCAAGAAGAACAUUACAUGGGCAUCGAUAAUCUUCACCAGUUUGUCGACCUUAAUAUGGGCAAAUGGACCGGUUCUUUUCACCAAUUUGAUGGAAAUGGUAAUUUAUUGCAAAAAAUAAAUACGAGGCUUUCGGCGAGUUCGUAUGGAGAAGAUGAACUUAUCAGUCUUAUUCAAACGUUAUAUAUAGAGCAGCCUCACUCAAGUACAUCAGUUUCUGGACAUGAUGAGGAACCUGAAUGGGCAGAGUACAAAAUAAAAGAAACAAACAUGUUCACUGUAGACAAAUAUCAGCAGAUUGGCUUUUUUCCCAAAGAGAGGGCUUAUUCAUUAAGAUACCUGACUGCUGGCAUGUUAGAAACCGUGUUAAGGCAAGGAGUGUUGGGGGAAGAUGACACAGGAGAGGAGUCACCAAAAAAUCUUAAGCUUCCUUCUCGCCGGCCUUCCAUUGUUUGUGAGAAUUGCCUAUAUUCACAAGAGAAGGAUAGGCGAGCAAGAGCCUUUCAUAUCAUGGACCCAAGAGGCUUUAUAGAUAUGCUUGUCAUCUUCCUUGAGGAUAGAGGUGAUGGGCUGCUUUUUCAUCCAUCACUUGGCAAUAUGAUGGAUGGCCAGGUCCGGAUUUUACCAUUUCUUGGCAAGUGGGAAGGUCAUUCUGUAACAAAGCGCAGUGGUGUUUAUGGAUCCACAAUUACAGUAGCUGAUACAGUUGCUUUACUCCAAAUGGAUGACAAGAAUAAGCUAGUCCAGGAUGUUACUUCCAUGGGUGGUGGGGGCAAUGUAAGGACUAACGUGCGUUGGACGGGUACAAUCUCAGAUAACUUGGUUGAAUUUGAAGGGGCAUAUCAGCUAACAUUAUUACCUGGUGGCAUGUAUAUGGGAUAUCCUUCUGAUAUUGCAAAGAGCGUAGCCGAAUCCAAGUCAUUCCAUUUGGAGUUCUGUUGGCUUGAGGCACCUGGCAAGAGACAGAGACUGGUUCGAACUUAUGAUGCAGAGGGGUUGGCUGUCUCAUCAACUUAUUUUUCUGAGGUUAGAAUUUGAGUCCCUCCUACAUCACUGCCUGCAUAUUCAAUUCCCUCUUUGAAUGUUGAAUCCUUCUCUCAGCAAUUCCUUGCAGUGAAGUUAGGGUUUUGAUUUAACAUAAAUGAGAGUAAGGAAAACGGAGCACUAUUGUUGUAACUAAUAAGAUGGUGUAUAUUUUUUUCUAAUUUAUUGCUCCAUUCCUUGUAAAGUCACUGAAAGUAUUAAGUUUCAACUCUCUCUCUCUCUCUCUCUAACCAUUAAAUAUGAAUCUAUAUUGAAUUUAAAAUAUGGAGUUGUUUAUAUAGAUAGA